CUCUCGGGGCUGGCUCGGGAGUAGCGCAGUCGCCAAAGCCGCCGCUGCCAAAGCUGCCGCCACUAGCCGGGCAUGGCCAUGGCGUCCCCGGCCAUCGGGCAGCGCCCGUACCCGCUACUCUUGGACCCCGAGCCGCCGCGCUAUCUACAGAGCCUGAGCGGCCCCGAGCCGCCGCCGCCGCCCCCCGACCGGUCCUCGCGCCUCUGUGUCCCGGCGCCCCUCUCCACUGCGCCCGGGGCGCGCGAGGGGCGCAGCGCCCGGAGGGCUGCCCGGGGGAACCUGGAGCCCCCGCCCCGGGCCUCCCGACCCGCUCGCCCGCUCCGGCCUGGUCUGCAGCAGAGACUGCGGCGGCGGCCUGGAGCGCCCCGACCCCGCGACGUGCGGAGCAUCUUCGAGCAGCCGCAGGAUCCCAGAGUCCCGGCGGAGCGAGGCGAGGGGCAUUGCUUCGCCGAGUUGGUGCUGCCGGGCGGCCCCGGCUGGUGUGACCUGUGCGGACGAGAGGUGCUGCGGCAGGCGCUGCGCUGCGCUAACUGUAAAUUCACCUGUCACCCAGAAUGCCGCAGCCUGAUCCAGUUGGACUGCAGUCAGCAGGAGGGUUUAUCCCGGGACAGACCCUCUCCAGAAAGCACCCUCACCGUGACCUUCAGCCAGAAUGUCUGUAAACCUGUGGAGGAGACACAGCGCCCACCCACACUGCAGGAGAUCAAGCAGAAGAUCGACAGCUACAACACGCGAGAGAAGAACUGCCUGGGCAUGAAACUGAGUGAAGACGGCACCUACACGGGUUUCAUCAAAGUGCAUCUGAAACUCCGGCGGCCUGUGACGGUGCCUGCUGGGAUCCGGCCCCAGUCCAUCUAUGAUGCCAUCAAGGAGGUGAACCUGGCGGCUACCACGGACAAGCGGACAUCCUUCUACCUGCCCCUAGAUGCCAUCAAGCAGCUGCACAUCAGCAGCACCACCACCGUCAGUGAGGUCAUCCAGGGGCUGCUCAAGAAGUUCAUGGUUGUGGACAAUCCCCAGAAGUUUGCACUUUUUAAGCGGAUACACAAGGACGGACAAGUGCUCUUCCAGAAACUCUCCAUUGCUGACCGCCCCCUCUACCUGCGCCUGCUUGCUGGGCCUGACACGGAGGUCCUCAGCUUUGUGCUAAAGGAGAAUGAAACUGGAGAGGUGGAGUGGGAUGCCUUCUCCAUCCCUGAACUUCAGAACUUCCUAACAAUCCUGGAAAAAGAGGAGCAGGACAAAAUCCAACAAGUGCAAAAGAAGUAUGACAAGUUUAGGCAGAAACUGGAGGAGGCCUUAAGAGAAUCCCAGGGCAAACCCGGGUAACCGGUCCUGCUUCCUCUCCUCCUGGUGCAUUCAGAUUUAUUUGUAUUAUUAAUUAUCAUUUUGCAACAGACACUUUUUCUCAGGACAUCUCUGGCAGGUGCAUUUGUGCCUGCCCAGCAGUUCCAGCUGUGGCAAAAGUCUCUUCCAUGGACAAGUGUUUGCACGGGGGUUCAGCUGUGUGUGCCCGCCCCCAGGCUGUGCCCCACCACAGAUUCUGCCAAGGAUCAGAACUCAUGUGAAACAAACAGCCGACGUCCUCUCUCGAUCUGCAAGCCUUUCACCAACCAAAUAGUUGCCUCUCUCGUCACCAAACUGGAACCUCACACCAGCCGGCAAAGGAAGGAAGAAAGGUUUUAGAGCUGUGUGUUCUUUCUCUGGCUUUGAUUCUUCUUUGAGUUCUCUUACUUGCCACGUACAGGACCUUUAUUUAUGAGUGAAAAGUUGUAGCACAUUCCUUUUGCAGGUCUGAGCUAAGCCCCUGAAAGCAGGGUAAUGCUCAUAAAAGGACUGUUCCCGCGGCCCCAAGGUGCCUGAUGUUCACACUUAAGGGAAGUUUAUAAAGCUACUGGCCCCAGAUGCUCAGGGUAAGGAGCACCAAAGCUGAGGCUGGCUCAGAGAUCCCCAGAGAAGCUGCAGCCUGCCCUGGCCCUGGCUCUGGCCCUGGCCCACAUUGCACAUGGAAACCCAAAGGCAUAUAUCUGCGUAUGUGUGGUACUUAGUCACAUCUUUGUCAACAAACUGUUUGUUUUUAAGUUACAAAUUUGAAUUUAAUGUUGUCAUCAUCGUCAUGUGUUUCCCCAAAGGGAAGCCAGCCAUUGACCAUUUAAAAAGUCUCCUGCUAAGUAUGGAAAUCAGACAGUAAGAGAAAGCCAAAAAGCGAUGCAGAGAAACGUGUCCAAGCUGUCUUCAGCCUUCCCCAGCUAAAGAGCAGAGGAGGGCCUGUGCUGCUUGGGUUCCCCAUCGGCCUCCAGCACUGCCUCCCUCCUCCCACCGGGACUCUGGGAUCUCCAGGUGCUGCCCAAGGAGUUGCCUUGAUUACAGAGAGGGGAGCCUCCAAUUCGGCCAACUUGGAGUCCUUUCUGUUUUGAAGCAUGGGCCAGACCUGGCACUGCGCUCAGAGAGCCGGUGGGCCUGGCCUCCCCAUCGACCUCAGUGCCUUUUUGUUUUCAGAGAGAAAUAGGAGCAGGGCGAGUUUGCCUGAAGCUCUGCUGCUGGCUUCUCCUGCCAGGAAGUGAACAAUGGCGGCGGUGUGGGAGACAAGGCCAGGAGAGCCCGCGUUCAGUAUGGGUUGAGGGUCACAGACCUCCCUCCCAUCUGGGUGCCUGAGUUUUGACUCCAAUCAGUGAUACCAGACCACAUUGACAGGGAGGAUCAAAUUCCUGACUUACAUUUGCACUGGCUUCUUGUUUAGGCUGAAUCCUAAAAUAAAUUAGUCAAAAAAUUCCAACAAGUAGCCAGGACUGCAGAGACACUCCAGUGCAGAGGGAGAAGGACUUGUAAUUUUCAAAGCAGGGCUGGUUUUCCAACCCAGCCUCUGAGAAACCAUUUCUUUGCUAUCCUCUGCCUUCCCAAGUCCCUCUUGGGUCGGUUCAAGCCCAAGCUUGUUCGUGUAGCUUCAGAAGUUCCCUCUCUGACCCAGGCUGAGUCCAUACUGCCCCUGAUCCCAGAAGGAAUGCUGACCCCUCGUCGUAUGAACUGUGCGUAGUCUCCAGAGCUUCAAAGGCAACACAAGCUCGCAACUCUAAGAUUUUUUUAAACCACAAAAACCCUGGUUAGCCAUCUCAUGCUCAGCCUUAUCACUUCCCUCCCUUUAGAAACUCUCUCCCUGCUGUACAUUAAAGGGAGCAGGUGGAGAGUCAUUUUCCUUCAUCCUGCAUGUCUCUAACAUUAAUAGAAGGCAUGGCUCCUGCUGCAACCGCUGUGAAUGCUGCUGAGAACCUCCCUCUAUGGGGAUGGCUAUUUUAUUUUUGAGAAGGAAAAAAAAAGUUAUGUAUAUAUACACAUAAAGGCAUAUAGCUAUAUAUAAAGAGAUAAGGGUGUUUAUGAAAUGAGAAAAUUAUUGGACAAUUCAGACUUUACUAAAGCACAGUUAGACCCAAGGCCUAUGCUGAGGUCUAAACCUCUGAAAAAAGUAUAGUAUCGAGUACCCGUUCCCUCCCAGAGGUGGGAGUAACUGCUGGUAGUGCCUUCUUUGGUUGUGUUGCUCAGUGUGUAAGUGUUUGUUUCCAGGAUAUUUUCUUUUUAAAUGUCUUUCUUAUAUGGGUUUUAAAAAAAAGUAAUAAAAGCCUGUUGCAAAAAUGACUCAUGUUAGAAA
Gorilla gorilla gorilla (western lowland gorilla) is the source of this 3643-nucleotide messenger RNA. It is a transcript of the gene RASSF5, whose product is annotated as Ras association domain family member 5. The record is from RefSeq and is a predicted model, not a curated record. The coding region runs from base 73 to 1329 and encodes 418 amino acids. The transcript is spliced from 6 exons. Gene Ontology annotation, biological process: signal transduction. NCBI's taxonomy places the organism in Eukaryota, Metazoa, Chordata, Mammalia, Primates, Hominidae. Gene Ontology annotation, cellular component: nucleus.